Oryza brachyantha (malo sina) is the source of this 1031-nucleotide messenger RNA. RefSeq names its product proteasome subunit alpha type-2. Lineage: Eukaryota; Viridiplantae; Streptophyta; Magnoliopsida; Poales; Poaceae. Gene Ontology annotation, biological process: ubiquitin-dependent protein catabolic process. Gene Ontology annotation, cellular component: proteasome core complex; proteasome core complex, alpha-subunit complex. The transcript is spliced from 11 exons. The coding region runs from base 119 to 826 and encodes 235 amino acids. The record is from RefSeq and is a predicted model, not a curated record.
CAUCUUCUUCCUUGGCGAGUUGUACUCUCCGCUCCCUUCCCACGCCGUCUCGCCGCAAUCGCUCGCUCGUUCCCCCUUCGUCUUCCGCCGCGGCACACGAAGAGCUCACUGGUCGACCAUGGGGGACAGCCAGUACUCCUUCUCCCUCACCACCUUCAGCCCGUCGGGGAAGCUGGUGCAGAUCGAGCACGCGCUCACCGCGGUCGGAUCCGGCCAGACGUCCCUCGGGAUCAAAGCUGCUAAUGGUGUAGUUAUAGCUACCGAGAAGAAAUUGCCUUCUAUUUUGGUGGAUGAAACAUCUGUGCAAAAAAUUCAGUCAUUGACUCCGAACAUCGGAGUUGUCUACAGUGGGAUGGGUCCAGAUUUUCGUGUUCUUGUGAGAAAAAGUCGGAAACAAGCACAGCAGUAUUAUCGGUUGUACAAGGAAACUAUCCCUGUUACCCAGCUUGUCCGAGAAACUGCUGCUGUUAUGCAGGAGUUCACACAAUCUGGUGGUGUAAGACCAUUUGGAGUAUCAUUAUUGAUUGCUGGGUACGAUGACAAUGGCCCACAGUUGUAUCAGGUUGAUCCCUCAGGAUCAUACUUCUCCUGGAAAGCAUCAGCUAUGGGGAAAAAUGUCUCCAAUGCAAAAACGUUUCUAGAAAAAAGAUACACAGAAGACAUGGAACUUGAUGAUGCCAUCCAUACUGCCAUUUUGACUCUGAAAGAAGGAUAUGAAGGUCAAAUCUCAGCCAACAAUAUUGAAAUUGGAGUUAUUCGAUCUGACCGUGAAUUCAAAGUUCUAACCCCAGCAGAGAUCAAGGAUUUUUUGGAAGAGGUGGAGUAAAUUGUCUGUUGGCACUUAGCACUUCUGUGUUCUGAAGAAGAAAAGUGACAUUUGCAAACCGUCGUCAUGAAGCUUGUCUCUUAUCGUUUGUCACUUAAACCUAUUGUAAACUGAUUUGCUUCAGUGACAUGCAUGAGAUGGAGUAAUGAACCUACAUUUGAAUCCUCGUGAAUGCCUAUCGUAGACAAAGGUGAAUGUUGUAUUU